This is a messenger RNA of Suillus paluster, 645 nucleotides long. RefSeq lists its product as uncharacterized. The record is from RefSeq and is a predicted model, not a curated record. NCBI's taxonomy places the organism in Eukaryota, Fungi, Basidiomycota, Agaricomycetes, Boletales, Suillaceae. Gene Ontology annotation, biological process: spliceosomal complex assembly. The transcript has 5 exons. The coding region runs from base 1 to 645 and encodes 214 amino acids. Gene Ontology annotation, cellular component: U2 snRNP; U2-type prespliceosome; catalytic step 2 spliceosome.
AUGUGGAUUCAUGAGAGCACAGGUCCUGCUGUUGACGAGUCAAUAUUGCAAUGUGAGGAUUAUCAAAAUCGUGUCGGCUCCAAGUUCGGUGGAGGUGGUGUCGCUGGGGCUUCGGAGACCAACGUGGACAGGCGUGAACGUUUGCGUAAACUUGCGCUCGAGACAAUUGAUCUUGCAAAAGUUCAUACCUGGCUCACUACUCAGGGAAAGAAGCAUCAGACCAAUCUCGCUCGUCGUGCGGCCCGCGAUGCUAAGGACACCCAGUUGAUGAUCGCUCCGACUCAAAGCAAUGUACAGCGCAAAGUGUUUCUUAAAAUAGGACGCCCUGGCUACCGAGUCACGAAAGUGCGGGACAAAGAUACUGGUAAAGAAGGUAUGAUGGUCCAGGUCCACCUUCCUCAAAUCAAAGCGGAUGUCAUCCCUCGCCGACGAUUUAUGAGCGCUUGGGAGCAAAAAAGGGAGCCUCCGAACAAGGCAUACCAGUAUCUUAUCGUGGCUGCUGAACCGUACGAGACAAUUGCUUUCCGCAUUCCCGCCCGCGAGAUAGAAGACGAAUCUGAUGAUGCCGGAUAUUGGAAUUGGUCAUAUUGGGAUCCUGAUACGAAACAGUACAGCUUUCAGUUCAUGUUCCGUUUGACUUAUUGA